GCAAUACCGUCACAGUUCUACAAUAGACAAUAGUCUAUGCGCCGCCAUAAUGUCGCUUUCUGUUUUGGUAUCAUCUCACAAUAAAGGAAAUCAAUUUUCAUAACUUAUCGAUGACUUUUGUGAUAAUUCUUAACGCAAAACAAACACCAAAUUCCAGUGUAAUUGAUUGAAAGCUCGCAGCCAUGAACACCACAGCUCCCACAUCGGCAGACGCCUGCCUGAGUAUUGUGCACUCUCUCAUGUGUCACCGGCAGGGCGGAGAGAGUGAGGGCUUCUCCAAACGUGCCAUAGAAUCUCUUGUCAAGAAGCUCAAAGAGAAACGGGAUGAAUUAGACUCGCUGAUCACAGCCAUCACCACAAAUGGAGCUCACCCGAGCAAAUGUGUUACAAUACAGAGGACUUUAGAUGGCAGAUUACAGGUUGCAGGCCGCAAAGGCUUCCCACACGUGAUAUACGCUCGCAUAUGGCGCUGGCCAGACCUGCAUAAGAAUGAGCUGAAGCACGUCAAGUUCUGCCAGUUCGCCUUCGACCUCAAGUGUGACUCGGUGUGCGUCAACCCUUACCACUACGAGCGGGUGGUAUCACCAGGUAUUGAUCUCUCCGGGCUGACAUUGACAUCUGGCCCAAGCCGCCUAGUUAAGGACGAGUACACAGCUGGCUUGAGCGGGAAUGGCAUGGACAUGGACACCGGCGAGUUGGUCACAAUACAGCACCACGCCGCCGCCAGCCCGCGCCACCAUCACUCGCUGCCACACCACCACCAGCAGUUCCAGGGCACCAACAUCAUUAUCAACCAAACGCAAGCGCCAGAGGGCGUUCCGAACAUGUUCUCCCCGACGCACGGGCCGCGGCCGCUCCGGCCGCCCGGGGCGCCGCAGAUGGCGCAGCCGCCGCAGAUGCCACACCUCUCCCCCGGGCCCCAAAUGAUCUCAAACCACGGACGGAUGACGCCCGGCCCGCCUCAACUAGGCCCCGGAACACCUCAGAUGGGACCGGGAACGCCUCAAAUGGGGCCGGGAACGCCUCAAAUGUGCCCAGGAACGCCUCAGAUGGGUCCGAGCACGCCUCAAAUGUGUCCGGGGACUCCUCAAAUGUGCCCCGGGACUCCUCAGAUGGGUCCGGGCACGCCGCAGAUGGUGGCCAACACGCCGCAGAUGCCGUCACCGCGCAUGGCGCCCGCGCCCACGCAGAUGUCUCCGGGGACUCCGCAAAUGCCCAACAUAAGCCAGGGGAUGUCGAUACCUAGUCCGCAACAGAUGGCCAUGAGCCAGCAGAGGACCAUAGCGCCGAAGCUGGAACCCCCGGACACUAUAGACGCGAGAGCGAUGUGGUUACCGAAAAGAAUGAACCAUUCUGCCCUGCCGGUGAGUAUGUCGCCCGGCGGUACGACGCCCCUCAUUGACGGACAAAACACGACGUUCUUCACGGCCGAGCAGACGACUACUGAAACACAAAUGACACAGACUAUAUCAGCAGGCCCUGUGUCAGUGUCAUCAGGAUCGGCCGAGAGUUCCCAACAGAACGGCUUCGCCUCAGCAGGCAGUCCCGCACCGCAACCUAGUCCACUGCCGCGCACGCAGCAUCAACAAGGCACUUGGACGGGCAACAACACGCUGACGUACACGCAGAGCCUCGCGCCGCCCGCGCCAGCGCCGCUAGACGCGCCGCCACAACACCAUCACUACUAUAACGGCAACCCGGGCGGGCAGCCGUUGCUGUCUCAGCUGCCUGCUCCUGAGUACUGGUGCUCGGUGGCGUACUUCGAGCUAGACACGCAGGUCGGAGAGACGUUCAAAGUGCCGUCGAGCAGGCCCAACGUCACGGUUGACGGUUACGUAGACCCUUCAGGAGGCAACAGAUUUUGCCUCGGCGCUUUGAGCAACGUUCACAGAACAGAGCAGAGCGAACGCGCAAGACUGCACAUCGGCAAAGGCGUGCAGCUCGACUUGCGCGGCGAGGGCGACGUGUGGCUGCGCUGCCUGUCCGAGCACUCCGUGUUCGUGCAGUCCUACUACCUGGACCGCGAGGCGGGCCGGGCCCCGGGUGACGCGGUGCACAAGAUAUACCCCUCCGCCUGCAUCAAGGUGUUUGACCUACGGCAGUGCCACCGGCAGAUGCAGUCUCAGGCCGCGACAGCGCAGGCCGCGGCCGCCGCGCAGGCCGCCGCCGUCGCCGGACACAUCCAGCCCGCGCACCCAGGCAUGAACAAGUGUCUAACAGCAGCGGCGGGCAUCGGCGUGGACGACCUGCGGCGGCUGUGCAUCGUGCGCCUGUCCUUCGUCAAGGGCUGGGGGCCCGACUACCCGCGCACCUCCAUCAAGGAGACCCCCUGCUGGGUCGAGGUCCAUCUCCACAGGGCCCUGCAGCUCCUCGACGAGGUGCUCCACACGAUGCCGAUCGACGGGCCGCGGAACAACAUCGAGUAGGAGUUGAUCGGCUUCUUUUGAGGCCUUCACGACACCACACAUGUGCAAGUUUGUUUCACGCGCGCGCCGGCGUAUCGCGCACGCGCUUUUAUCGCUUAUCGCUGUCGAUAACAUAUUCGUCAAGUGACAAAGAUUGCUCAGAAGGUACUGAAGGAGGGAAUUCAGUGAAUAUCGUAAUUCGAAAUAAUAUUUCGCGUCUCAAGCGAAAAGUGAAUGAGGGUGGUAUUCUACCUAUCCAAUUUCUUUGUCCAAUGCAUGAAUCUAGUUUUAAACUGGAUUGGGCAUGAGUGGUAGGGGUAACUGACAGAACGGGAUAGUCUUAUGUAUCUUUCAGUAGGAGUAGCAGCAAAAGCGCUAUUAUUGUUUGUCCUUGUCACAGUCUCACAUAUUUUUUGUUCCCCACCGUUUUUUUAGUAUGGAUUAUGGUGGGCAACAAAUAAAUUCGACCAAUCAUAGUGUCGCAUUGCGUAUGUUUUGUCCCUCACGGUGGCACGCGUAUACCACUUCUAUAGGAUCCUACCUUCUAUGGUCCAAUGUGCAAUGUGAGCCGCAAUGAUAUUGGACAAAGAAAUUGGACAGGUGGAAUACCACCCUGAGCGAUAGAAAUAGAGAUGACGAGUAAUGUUUGCGAUAGCUUCCAAAGUCCGGUAGCAAAAUGGAUAACGUCAUUAUCACUAUUUUUAAAUGUCAGGAUUCGAUGGACAAUAACAACCGCUGUAUUAUUGGGCCCUCUAAAACGAGGGCGAAAAAGACGAAGUCUUUUAUUUGACGUUUUCGGGUGCAAAGGUAGAACAGCGGUUAAGAUAACCUGUUAAACGGGACUUCUUUUAGGACAUCCCUCCGUGGUGACCUAACCCUUUGAACGCCACGCCUGUCGUGCGCGUUGCGUCAUGCACGACCCCCGAUGCUCCCGAUGCUGUGCCCCUUUAGCGGUCAAAGAGUUAAUCCCAACGUCUGAACGUAACAGUGAAUGUGUUAACAGUGGAACUGAAUAAGCGAUCAAAGUGCGGCCGUUAUAUCCGCGAUGGACGCUCUCCGAGUGAUGUGAACCGUGACGGUGCAGCUUUAAACCUUAUGCCAUAUAGCAUUUAAGUUCACUUUCCUACAAAACAAAUCUUUAGGACCCCUGUCUUCCAAAAUUUUAUUUUAUAUCUAAUCUAAUAAAUCUAUGCGAAACAAACAUUGCACAUUUAAGAGAAUGUGCAGCGCUCGUGUCUAAAGAAAGGUGAACUAAUCAGUUAUGUCUUGUAUUUAUUUACGUAUAGGAUAAACGCUAACAUAGGUUUUACGUUUACAGUAUUGAGACGGAACAUACUAAAGAACACUAAGCGAUCUCAGUAUAAUAUUUUUUCACAAAUCCUAUAUGAGGUAGAUAUUAGCAGAGACGUGUAGAUAAUAAUGACUCGUCAAGUUUUCGUAUAAGGUUUCACUAGAUGGCGUUGUUAAU
Messenger RNA from Cydia splendana, 3873 nucleotides. It is a transcript of the gene Med, whose product is annotated as mothers against decapentaplegic homolog 4. Lineage: Eukaryota; Metazoa; Arthropoda; Insecta; Lepidoptera; Tortricidae. The coding region runs from base 183 to 2426 and encodes 747 amino acids. The transcript has 15 exons. The record is from RefSeq and is a predicted model, not a curated record. Gene Ontology annotation, biological process: cell differentiation; anatomical structure morphogenesis; transforming growth factor beta receptor signaling pathway. Gene Ontology annotation, molecular function: DNA-binding transcription factor activity, RNA polymerase II-specific; I-SMAD binding; RNA polymerase II cis-regulatory region sequence-specific DNA binding. Gene Ontology annotation, cellular component: heteromeric SMAD protein complex.